This is a messenger RNA of Gastrolobium bilobum, 4008 nucleotides long. RefSeq names its product starch synthase 3, chloroplastic/amyloplastic-like. The transcript has 17 exons. The coding region runs from base 177 to 3662 and encodes 1161 amino acids. Lineage: Eukaryota; Viridiplantae; Streptophyta; Magnoliopsida; Fabales; Fabaceae. Gene Ontology annotation, molecular function: starch binding; alpha-1,4-glucan glucosyltransferase (UDP-glucose donor) activity. The record is from RefSeq and is a predicted model, not a curated record.
GACAGAGUGAGUGCAUGUGUGGCUGAGACUGAGAUGCUUAAAUCAAAACUCUUCACAGAAAGCAUAACAAAAAAUUGAGAGGGAAGAUCAUUAUUACAAGUGAUCAUUGAUCAUGUGCUCAAGCCAUUGUUGACAGCACCUAUAGAAGAAGAAACGUUCCUGACGCCAAAGUAACUAUGGAGAUGUCUUUGCAACUAAACCGCCAUCCAAUAACAGCUACAAUUGGCUACCAGUCUUCACCAUGCAAGGCAGGUUGGGGUGCUUAUUGCAUCAAUGCUAGUGCAGAUUUUUCACGGAGUAGACAACAGAAGAAGGUGUCCCUUGCAAGGCCCAAUGGUCCUGGUCCUUCUUCAAAGGGUUUCAACCAAAAAUCGCCUAUUGGAACAAGCAGCCAUAACAGGAAUAAAAAGAAUGCUAGAGUCAAGAGGGGAGAUUCAUUAACUCCAAUGGUUAGUGAGAUUUCAGGUGAUGAUAAUAAACAAACACUUGAUGUGAAUAUUGAUGCUGAUAAGGAAGAGGCAGUUGAAAUUUCCCAGGAGGGAAAUUUUGAGGUUGUAGAUAGAGCUGAUGGAAGUGCUGGGGAGGCAGGUGAAUUAUCAUUGCUAGAUGAGGCAUUGAGUGUUGUUAAGAGCAAUCAAGGUGGGGAAAUUAGAAACAUUUCUGUAAUUGAUGAGGAUGUUGAUGUUCUCAAAUUACAGAAAGAGGAAAUUUCUUACAUUGGGGGUGUUAGGAAUGUUAUAGAUUCAGAGGAAAGGACAAUAGACUAUGCAGAAGUUGAUGAAAACGCUAAAGAAACAAAUACUGAUGCUGAUGGUGAAAUAAUUGAGGAAGCCAUUGAGGAAACAGGCACUGCUUCUGAUGAUAGAAUAAAUGAGGAAGCUUCUAAGUUGUUGAAGUUAGAGUUGGAAGCAAAUUUGCGCAGGCAGGAAAUAGAAAGGAUUGCAGAGGAAAACCUUUCACAAGGGACCAAGCUGUUUGUAUAUCCUCCUGUGGUUAAACCUGAUCAAGAUGUAGAAGUGUUCCUUAAUAAGAACCUUUCAACACUAAGUGAUGAACCAGACAUUCUAAUCACGGGGGCAUUUAAUGAUUGGAGGUGGAAAUCUUUUAGCAUUAAGUUGAUUAAGACACGUCUCAAGGGUGAUUGGUGGUUUUGCCAUGUGCAUGUGCCAAGAGAAGCUUACAAAGUAGACUUUGUGUUCUUCAAUGGACAAAAUGUCUAUGACAAUAAUGACCAAAAAGACUUCUGCAUACAUGUUGAUGGUGGAAUGGAUGCAUUAGCAUUUGAAGAUUUCUUGCUUGAGGAGAAACGCAAAGAAUUAGAAAAACUUGCUAAGGAGCAAGCUGAAAGGGAAAGACAGGCCGAAGAGCAAAGGAGAAUAGAAGCAGACAAAGCUGCAAAGGAAGCGGACAGGUCACAGGCAAGGAUGGAGGUUGAAAAAAGGCAAGAAAUGCUGCUGCAAUUGAUGAAAAAUGCUUUAAUAUCCAUUGAUAAUGUUUGGUAUAUUCAACCUAGUGAAUUUAAGGGCAAGGACUUGGUCAGAUUAUAUUAUAACAGAAGCUCAGGUCCUCUUGCACAUGCUAAGGAAAUAUGGAUUCAUGGUGGGCAAAAUAAUUGGGAGGAUGGAUUAUCAAUUGUUGAAAGGCUUGUCAAAUCUGUUCUAAAAGACGGUGAUUGGUGGUAUGCUGAUGUUGUUGUACCUGACCAAGCUCUUGUCCUGGAUUGGGUCUUUGCUGAUGGUCCACCUCAAAACGCAGUUGUGUAUGAUAACAACCAUAAUCAAGACUUUCAUGCUAUCGUCACUAUGGCUAUACCUGAUGAACAGUAUUGGGUUGAGGAAGAGCAGUUCAUAUACAGAAAACUCCAGGAGGAGAGAAAAUUAAGAGAGGAAGUCAUACGUGCAAAGGCUGAAAAAACAGCACAAAUGAAAGCUGAAAUGAAGGAAAGAACUCUGAAAAGACUUUUGCUUUCUCAAAAGCAUAUCGUCUUCACUGAGCCUCUUGAUGUUCAAGCAGGGAGCAAAGUGACAGUAUUUUAUAACCCCUCCGACACAAAUCUGAACGGAAAACCUGAGGUUUGGUUUAGAUGUUCAUUUAAUCAUUGGUCUCACCAUAACGGUCCACUGCCACCUCAGAGAAUGUUGCCUGCAGACAAUGGCACUCACGUCAAAGCCUCUGUUAAGGUUCCACUGGAUGCAUAUAUGAUGGACUUUGUAUUCUCCGACAGUGAAGAGGGUGGAGUUUUUGAUAACAAACUUGGAAUGGAUUAUAACAUACCUGUUUUUGGAGGUAUUUUAAAGGAACCACCUUUGCAUAUAAUCCAUAUUUCUGUUGAGAUGGCCCCAAUUGCAAAGGUUGGAGGCCUUGGUGAUGUUGUUACUAGUCUAUCCCGGGCUGUUCAGGAAUUAAAUCACAACGUGGACAUCAUUCUUCCAAAGUAUGAUUAUUUGAACCUUAGCAAUGUACAGGACUUUCAAAAUUACAAAAACUAUUUCUGGGGUGGGACUGAAAUAAAAGUAUGGCAUGGAAAGGUUGAAGGCCUCUCUGUCUACUUUUUGGAGCCUCAAAAUGGAUUCUUUCAGGUUGGCUGCAUAUAUGGUCGUGGGAAUGAUGCAGAGAGAUUUGGAUUUUUUUGUCAUGCAGCUCUUGAAUUUCUACUCCAAAAUGGAUUUCAUCCUGAUAUCAUCCAUUGCCAUGAUUGGUCGAGUGCUCCGGUUGCAUGGCUAUUUAAAGACAAAUAUGCACAUUAUGGUCUUAGUAAAGCACAAGUUGUCUUCACAAUUCAUAACCUUGAAUUUGGAGCCCAGUUUAUUGGAAAAGCCUUGACAUACUCAGACAAGGCUACAACGGUCUCCCCCACUUAUUCAAGGGAGGUUGCUGGGAAUCCUGUAGUUGCUCCUCAUCUUAGCAAGUUCCAUGGUAUAAUAAAUGGAAUUGACCCAGAUAUAUGGGACCCAUAUAAUGAUAACUUCCUUCCUGUAUCAUACACAUCAGAAAACGUUGUUGAAGGAAAAAGAGCUUCCAAGGAAGCCUUGCAACAAAUGCUAUGUUUAAAAAAAGCUGAUCUUCCUUUAGUAGGAGUUAUUACUAGAUUGACUCAUCAGAAAGGGAUCCAUCUCAUCAAACAUGCCAUACGGCGCGCCCUAGAACGUGGUGGACAGGUUGUAUUACUUGGUUCCGCUCCAGAUCCUCGUAUCCAAAAUGAUUUUGUGAAUUUGGCCAAUGAAUUGCAUUCCUCUUAUAGUGAUCACGCUAGACUUUGUCUAGCAUACGAUGAGCCUCUUUCACACUUGAUAUAUGCUGGUGCUGAUUUCAUUCUAGUUCCUUCAAUAUUUGAGCCAUGUGGACUCACUCAACUCAUAGCAAUGAGAUACGGUUCAAUACCUGUUGUUCGAAAAACUGGAGGACUUUACGACACGGUAUUUGACGUUGAUCAUGAUAGGGAUAGAGCACAAGCACAAGGUCUUGAGCCAAAUGGAUUUAGUUUUGAUGGAGCUGAUGCUGGAGGUGUUGAUUAUGCUCUUGAUAGGGCAAUAUCAUCGUGGUAUGACAGCCGUGAUUGGUUUAACGCUUUAUGCAAGACGGUGAUGGAGCAAGACUGGUCUUGGAACCGUCCUGCUCUUGAUUAUUUGGAACUUUACCAUGCAGCACACAAGUCAGCUUGAGAUUUCAAUGGACAGGAUGUGAAAUGCAAAUUAAUAUUUAUCCCCUUUGUACAGCUUUUGUCUCAAGCUUUAGUCCAAGAGUAAUUAGUUGCAUAUAGUGAAACCUUAUGAAAGAUAGUUAACUGCAAGGUGGCAUCAGUUUGUACAGACGAGCCUCAUACGGUUCAUUCUUUUGUUGGCACGCAAUGAUAUAGGUAAGUUAUAGAAUAUUUUUAGUAUAUGCUACGAAAUCAUGUUUUUACAAAGCUGAACUUGUGAAAUGCAUUGCAGAAUAAUAGAUCAAUAUGUGCAACUUGUUUUUUGUGCAUUACAGAAUUGAAAAUUAGGAGUAGAAAGCCAUUUUUUU